This is a messenger RNA of Emiliania huxleyi CCMP1516, 501 nucleotides long. RefSeq lists its product as hypothetical. The transcript is spliced from 2 exons. NCBI's taxonomy places the organism in Eukaryota, Haptophyta, Isochrysidales, Noelaerhabdaceae. The record is from RefSeq and is a predicted model, not a curated record. The coding region runs from base 1 to 501 and encodes 166 amino acids.
AUGCUCCUCGCCGUGCUCGCGCUGGUCGCUCACUCGGCGCCUACCGCGUUUGUCUCAAACGGCGGUGUGCUAUACCGCGAGCGCUUCCUCUCGCCGGCCGACUUUGAGGCUAUCCGGCGUGAGUGCCGCACCCUGCGAGGCGGCAUGCGCGCAGAGAAGGACUCGAUUGCGCUGCGGCGGAUGGGCCUGUGUCUCGACCGCCGAUCCCACACACACGCGAUGCUGAUGAGCGAAGCGGUUGCGAGCCGGAUCGCCGCGCUCACCGGCGUGCCGCGGCUCGAGCCGUCCGACUUUCCGGCAGAGUUGCGGCAGUAUGGUGCCGGCGCCAGCAUGGGUUGGCACCGCGACGACGCGCUCUACAGCCCGCCGCAGACAGAGGUGAUCCUGACGCUCGGCAGCGCCGACCCGCCGCCGCCGGAUGAGCAUACCACUCGGCAACUCGUCAAGCGGUGGACGGCGCAAGAGGAGAGGCCAGGCUACGCGCCUCCGCCGCCUGUGUGA